AUGGCACGCGAACUAUCUACCCUUCAGCUUACCUGCGCGGCAUUGGUAGCCUUCAUAGCUGUGCUGGCGUUCAGCAAGCGAAGAAAGCAUCUCAAAUGGAAGGUCCCUCCUGGGCCAAAGCCAUUGCCGGUUAUUGGCAACUUCUUCGAUCUCCCCGCCAAAGGACAGCCCGAGUAUCAGCACUGGUUCAAGCACAAAGAUGCCUACGGUCCCGUCAGCUCUAUCAAUGUCAUGGGGACGACACUUGUCAUAUUCCAUGACAAAGACGCUGCCCAUGCUGUCAUGGGGAAGAAGGCCCAAAAGACAUCGGCAAGACCUCAGCUCAACUUUGCUCAGCUAUGUGGGUUCGAGAACUUUCUCAUCACACACCAGUACGACGGAAAGUACCGCCUGCACCGGAAGAUGGUUCAGCAGGAAAUUGGGACUAAAGGGCUCUCUGCUGGUUUCCGCCCCAUCCAAGAGCAGGAAUCUAUUCGUUUCAUCAUUCAAACGUUCAAUAAACCUGAAGACAUCUUGCAUCACUUGAAAACUUUGGCAGCAGCCAUCGUUCUGAGCAUUAACUAUGGUUACUCGAUUGAGCGAGACAGCCCCGAUCCACUGGUCGAGUUGAUUGAACACGCAAUGGAGAAUCUGUCCCAGGCAUUCGUGCCACUUUCUUGGGCCAUUGACUCGGUGCCUGCUAUCAAGUAUCUUCCUGACUGGUUCCCUGGCAUGUCGUAUAGGAAGACCGCGCAAGAAUGGAAGGCCGUCAACGAGGCCGCUGCCGAACUUCCCUAUGACUUUGUCAAGCGCCAGAUGGCACACAAGGCCCAUCGUCCUUCAUAUGUCUCCAACCUUCUCGAAAAGAACAUGGCCAAGUCGAACCGUAAUGAUAUCAGUUUGACUGCGGAAGACGAAGAGGCUAUCAAAUGGACUGCAGUCAGCCUCUAUGCUGCAGGAUCUGACAGCACGGUCGCCAUCAUCCACAGCGUUAUCUGUGCUCUUGUCAUAUUCCCCGAUGUUGUAACAAGGGCACAGGACGAGAUCGACCGAGUUGUCGGAUCCGAUAGGCUCCCCAACUUUGACGACAGAGUCAACCUGCCUUAUAUUGACGGUAUUAUCAAGGAAGCCUGGCGAUGGAAUCCUGUAGGACCCAUGGGCUUGACGCACAAGUCGGAGGAAGAUAUUGUCUACGGAGAAUACUUUAUCCCUAAAGGCUCUUAUCUCCUUCCUUCUCUAUGGUGGUUUUUGAACGACCCCAAAGAUUACCCAGAGCCCCGAGUCUUCAAACCAGAGCGUUAUAUGGAGCCAUUCAACAACCCUGAUCCGAGUGAACUGGCUUUCGGUUAUGGUCGAAGAUCUUGUGCCGGUCGCUUCUUUGCAGAUGCAAGUGUCUACAUUGCUGUGGUCCAGCUGUUGGCAGCUUUCAACGUUCGUAAGGCUAAGGAUUCCCAAGGCAACGAGAUUCCUGUCACUCUCGAGGCUAUCCCGGGCAUGGUCAAUCGCCCCGCUCCCUUUGAGUUCAAGGUGGAGCCUCGCAGUCAGCAUCACAUCAAUCUUCUUCGCCGUAUCGAGUCUGAGCAGAUACCUGAGCUUAGCCAUGCGAGUCUUCUCAGAGCGAGUACAGUGUGA
Penicillium canescens is the source of this 1611-nucleotide messenger RNA. It is a transcript of the gene fmaG, whose product is annotated as cytochrome P450 monooxygenase fmaG. The transcript has 2 exons. Bases 1 to 1611 code for a protein of 536 amino acids. NCBI's taxonomy places the organism in Eukaryota, Fungi, Ascomycota, Eurotiomycetes, Eurotiales, Aspergillaceae. Gene Ontology annotation, molecular function: oxidoreductase activity, acting on paired donors, with incorporation or reduction of molecular oxygen; monooxygenase activity; heme binding. The record is from RefSeq and is a predicted model, not a curated record.